GUAACCGAGGGAGGAAGGUGUCUGACCGACAGUGGACUUCAGUGACUGCAGUGUUUCAAGUUUUCGGCUGGUAUUCGUAUACCUGGGAACACUGCUAGGAAAUGGGGAUUCCCCUAACAUAUCACGGGGAACUACAAGCACCCAAAAAGGGGGCUCAGUUAUAUGUUGAGCUGUGGGUAACUGAUGAGUUUGGCAAUCGAGCGCGGUUUAAACUAAAGCGCCGUUGUCCUUUAUGGGUGUUAUUUGAAGCAUACUGUAGUCGUCGCAAGUUAACGGGAGACAUGAAGUUCUUGUUUGCCGGGCGUGAAGUUUCUCCUCUAGACACUCCAGAAGUAUUGAAUAUGAGAGAUGUCGACUCUUUGGUAGCUCUUCCGCAACACUGCUUAGUAGUUUAGCCAUUUGCUCAAAUCAUCAAUAAAUUCCAACUUCAAAAA
Molecule: messenger RNA, 434 nt
Organism: Galdieria sulphuraria
Lineage: Eukaryota; Rhodophyta; Bangiophyceae; Galdieriales; Galdieriaceae
Product: small ubiquitin-related modifier 2
Exons: 4
Coding region: 102-395 (97 amino acids)
Biological process (GO): protein sumoylation
Cellular component (GO): nucleus
Molecular function (GO): protein tag activity; ubiquitin-like protein ligase binding
Source: RefSeq, a predicted model, not a curated record